AUGAAGUCUGCCCAGGUUUGCUUCCUUUUCUGUUUUUGGAAAGCCAUCUGCUGCAAUGGUUGUGAACUGACCAACAUCACCAUCGCGGUGGAGAAAGAGGACUGCCGCUUCUGCAUCAGCAUCAAUACCACAUGGUGUGCGGGGUACUGCUACACCAGGGAUCUUGUGUAUAAGGACCCAGGUAGGCCCAACACGCAGAAAACCUGCACCUUCAAAGAGCUGGUGUAUGAGACCGUGAGAGUGCCAGGCUGUGCGCACCACACAGACUCCCUGUAUACAUACCCCGUGGCCACGGAAUGUCACUGUGGCAAAUGUGACAGCGACAGCACUGACUGCACCGUGCGAGGUCUGGGGCCCAACUACUGCUCCUUCCGUGAAAUGAAAGAAUGA
Perognathus longimembris pacificus (Pacific pocket mouse) is the source of this 390-nucleotide messenger RNA. It is a transcript of the gene Fshb, whose product is annotated as follicle stimulating hormone subunit beta. Gene Ontology annotation, molecular function: hormone activity. NCBI's taxonomy places the organism in Eukaryota, Metazoa, Chordata, Mammalia, Rodentia, Heteromyidae. The coding region runs from base 1 to 390 and encodes 129 amino acids. Gene Ontology annotation, cellular component: extracellular region; cytoplasm. Gene Ontology annotation, biological process: G protein-coupled receptor signaling pathway. The transcript is spliced from 2 exons. The record is from RefSeq and is a predicted model, not a curated record.